Molecule: messenger RNA, 769 nt
Organism: Annulohypoxylon truncatum
Lineage: Eukaryota; Fungi; Ascomycota; Sordariomycetes; Xylariales; Hypoxylaceae
Product: ribonuclease H-like domain-containing protein
Exons: 2
Coding region: 159-650 (163 amino acids)
Biological process (GO): DNA replication, removal of RNA primer
Molecular function (GO): nucleic acid binding; RNA-DNA hybrid ribonuclease activity
Source: RefSeq, a predicted model, not a curated record
AAACUUUUGACCUGAACCCUCGUAGAAGAUUCCCAUGUAGUUUCUUAGGAGAUAAUCAACUAAGUACUUGAUGGUUCCUUAACCUGAAGUCUCGCUAUCUUGUUUACACACACUUCAUCAAGCUACCCGUAAUCAUUAACCCCGACUCAUAACACGUCAUGGUGUAUAUAAUGAAGUUUUAUGUCGACGGCGGCUGUCGACGCAACGGCUACGAUGGCGCUAUCGGAGCUGCCGCCGCUUGUUGGAUGAGCUCCAAUCCCAAUGUAUGCCAGCAUUGGACAAAACCCCUAUCUACAUAUGAAUAUAACGCAACAAACCAAAGAGCUGAGAUCCUAGCUAUCAUACUGGCUCUGGAAUUGGCACUAGAAAAAUACGACAACCUGGAUUCAGACCCUAAGCUAGAUGUCACCAUCCAUUCAGAUUCUAGAUACGCAGUUGGAUGCAUGAACGAAUGGAUCUAUACUUGGGCUAAUAACGGAUGGAGGAACGCACGAGGCGGGCCAGUGGUUAAUCGCGAUAUGAUCGAGGAAGCUUCCGACCUAGAUGAUCGCAUCAAGGAAUUAGGCAUCGUCAAGUAUGUCUACAUCCCGAGAGAACAGAACAACCAUGCCGACAGAGCAUGCAACAAGGCUCUGGAUGAGUUGGAGUGAUUAAGCUGGGCGCUCGAGUUAACCAACGAAGAUUAAUAAUGAACUUGAUGGGAUGGUUUUUGCACUUGGGCUUCAUCACCAUGGUGGCCCGUUCGAUUGGAACGAUUCAUCAUGAUUUU